CCCUAGUUCUGCUUGCUCAGGUCAAAGCGCACGCUACAGCUAGUAGGGCCAAGGCGUGGCAACUGAGCAUAGUAGGCCUGGGUAUCAAUGUGGUAGAGAGGUUUCGGCGGAGAAGAUCGCGCUGAGGUGAGGUGAGGUGAGGUUUUUGGCCAGUGCCAAUCAGCAACUUGAUCAGAGGCUGACUUUACACAAGCUAGGGUCGUCGCCGUAGGUCUGAAGCAGAACGAGUUACAUGUAUUAGGCGUGGGCAGGUCAAGAAUCUGCAUCAGCAGGGCUGGCAGAAAGUGUUCCUUGAUGGUCAAUGUCACUGGACCUGAGCUGUAGAAAAGGAGCCUGCUGACAGGAGCUCGCGUGUGCCCACUUUCAGGGGCUGCCAACCUGCGCUGUCAGCUGUAUGCAGUGCUGGCAAUGUGCCCCGUAUGGACCUGCUCUCCUGGGACCACCACGAGGAGCACGAGAACCUUGAGCCUGCACCUGAGGUCAGCAGCAGCGGCUCCGAGGCGAGUGUGAUUAGCAAGCGCAAGAAAGCAGCAGGCCGCCCGCGAGAAAAGGCUGCCAAUGCCGACGAGGAUACAAGCUCCGGCCCGCCCUCUCCCCCGCCUAAACGGUUGGGGGGGCAGCUGGCGGCGGCGCUGCCGGUGUUGUCGGACAUUGCGGAGCUGUACGAAGCGAGCCAGGCGCAUAAGCGGGCCAACCAAGAGGCCAUCCAGCAGCUGCUGGCCCAGAUCCACAGCCUGCAGCGGCAGCUCCUCCAACCUCUCCAAGGCAAGGCCCCGCUCGGACGCUUCAACCCCCACCACCCACGACAUUGA
Messenger RNA from Klebsormidium nitens, 812 nucleotides. The record is from the annotation of a GenBank genome assembly. NCBI's taxonomy places the organism in Eukaryota, Viridiplantae, Streptophyta, Klebsormidiophyceae, Klebsormidiales, Klebsormidiaceae.